CCACCACCACUCUCCUCAAUUCUCCCCCCGGUAAUUGAGUUUAUUUGUGUGGCACGCAAGGGUCCAACAUACAGGUAAUAUACCGACCCACCCCCUCUUUAGCAGAUGGCCAGGGAAAAAAUCAAUUAACAAAAUGAUUCUCCGUCUAUACUAUUGCUAUAUAUAUAUAUACGUGCUGCCACAUCGGUACACACGCUCCGUUUGACACAGUGCGCGUGUUGUUGGCUGGUUGGAGUUGUGGCGGAAGCGCGCGCGAUCAUGGGCAUUAGAGUCAACGAAGAGAGGGAGAAAAUGUCAUGUAUUUGUUGAAGUAAAUGCCUGUCGAUUGAUCUCCAUUUAGGCUCCUCUUUAUUUGCUUAUGGCCAGGAUAUGGACAGGGGUAAAAAAGAGAAAAGACGACUCUUUUUUAUGCUAACAACCUACAAACUGAUCAAUGUGUACUGUUGACUAUUGACGCUGGGAGUUAAAAUACCCCGGUUGUGUACAUACGUCCAUAUACACAACCACGUCCAUAUACGCACACAACACGGUGAUCACGCUGGGAACAUGUAUGGACUUGCCGGUGUGCGGCUGCGACGAGCCAGUCAUUCGGCGGCCAGUCAUGCAGCGGCCUACACGAGACGCCACAGCCGGGUACAGCGUCCCACUGGUAAAAUGGAGACGGAAGUGCUGCUCCUGUUAUUACUGGGAAAUUGUGAGAUGAUCAUCGGUGUGGUGAUGUUUGCGCUCAAUGUCAUAGCACUGACCAUCAUUCCCUAUUCCAAAUUUCUUCCCUUCCACAGCAGUGGCUUCCUCGUGUCCGGUCUGGAGUUCAUCUGCGGCCUCACCGCCAUGAUCUCCAUCACCCGGCACAGCACCCCGGAGGACACCAAGAAAGUCCUGCCUUGGCAUCUCCAAGGCUCGGUGACGGCGCUGGUCUUCUUCGCCUUCCUGACCAGCGCCCUCUUCUUCUCCUCCACUCUCGCGUUACCCGAUGUGAUGGUCAAUCUGAUGGCAAAAGACCCACGAUCGGAAGUGGACGAUGCGCCGUUUCUACGGAAUAUCUACUUAGUGUUGUAUAUACUGUUUUAUAUUUCCUUUGCCUUGAUUGCGGUGAGCAUGAGCGUGGCCUGGUAUCUCCUGCACAAUGUCGCCGAUCUGUACCGGCUGCCGCGCUCCGGCUCGGAGAAUGUACGGGUACACAAACCGGGGCGGAGUUUCGGCGGGAUGUACCGCUCGACGGGCGGUUCCGUGGGGGGCGGUGAUCGGGUGAAGUCGCGCGGGACACUGUUUAUGAAUCUCCAUUAGUACGACUGUGGUUUGAUGUUAGCUUAAUUGAUUAUUUUUAACUGCGGUUGAUGUCAUUGUGUUUC
Paramacrobiotus metropolitanus is the source of this 1352-nucleotide messenger RNA. RefSeq lists its product as uncharacterized. The transcript is spliced from 2 exons. The record is from RefSeq and is a predicted model, not a curated record. The coding region runs from base 547 to 1287 and encodes 246 amino acids. Lineage: Eukaryota; Metazoa; Tardigrada; Eutardigrada; Parachela; Macrobiotidae.